AUCAUCCUGUCACCGUUGAUGUCAAGCUUGGUGUACAGUCGCAGAAAUAAUGGCGACUGACGAUAGGCCGAGCCUGUCACCACAGUCCGCGAAGCUCAGCUAGCAAUGAACAUGCGACGCAAGGUGAGGGUUGUCCGACCGAAGGAAAUUUUCCGCGAAUCGACAGGUACCACACCUUUUGCUUGCUUCAUUCUCUCUGUCGUCGUAACGGCGGGCCUCGUAGAACACGUCCACAACACUUCCAGUCACGUUCUCAUUCUGAGCCGGGACGGCGGGAGGACGAAAUGGCGGAGAAAGCAAAGGCCGUGACCGAGGCGGCCGGCAGCGAAAGCAGCAGCGGUGAAGACUCGGAUGGGGAGACGGAGACGUCGUUAUUCAGCCCGUACUUGUCAGCUAAUGCUCUGCCACUGCUGUACACGAAUCUUGCUGGCGAAAUGGUGUACGUGCUGUCCACUCGCCUGGCAGCCACUCCUGGUAUCAGCGAGAGCAAGCGACAAAAAGUUCUCUGCGCACUUGUUGAUACGAUAUUUGAUCGGCGCUUCGUGGACGAGAGUCUCAUGAGCUACACGAUCUCACCAAGCCGCGGUGCCUUCAAAGGCAUUUUCCAGAAACUCAUUGAAAUCAGUUCUAUCAAGGUUGGAUCAACCAGCCUGAAUAAGAUGUACGACCUCAUGAUAAUGUCAUUGAAGAGUCAACUGUACUCGUGCCCACGACCAGAGGACUUCCUCUUGGUGACCAUAAACCACUUGGACGGCAUACAGAAUGCCAUUGGACCUAACCCAGGAACUGUGGAGUUACUGGACAACAUCUAUGACAUUGUACUGAAAAACUUCCAAGAUCUGACAUCCGGUCAGUUCAUUGUGCUCAGACAGCUGCUUCUGAAUUUCUUUCUCGAUGCGAAAACUAAGGUCUCGGUGCUGAUGAAGGAAGGCUUGCAGAAUGAGAACGGCCUUGUCAUUCAGCAUGGCGGUGGCAAUGUUCCGCACAGCUGUGAGCCACCAGGCGCCAUAAGGUACUUCAAGCAAGAUGGCCGCACGCCGGCAAGAGAGGAAGGAAGCUUUGCAGUCGACUAUCGCUAUGAGCCGAGUUUGCCAGCGCCAUCGCUUGAACGCCACGAUCAUCGCGGCACAAAGCUGGGACUUAACUUAUACAACUCUCCUGGAAGUUCUGCUAAACCACCAGUUGCAGCAACUCCUCCAAUUCGCGCACCCGACGCUAGCAGUCGCAAUCAGACCGGCCCUGUGGAUUCUAUGGUGGACCAAGCAACCAAGGAGAAAUUCCUACGACAGGCACGGGCCGAGGAUGAACUCAUGCGAAAGGCACUUGGUGAAAAGCAGCUGGUGAAAGGGAAGAAACCAUCAUUUGAUCUUGAGCUGGAUCUGGGUUUCGCAUCAACAGACAGCCCAAGCAUGGAGAAAAAGUCUAUCCAGCCUCAGGCGUCCACUAGUCCACCACAGCCUGGGGCUUCACAGGCUUCACUUGUUCCUAACACAGUGGCAGACUUUUCAAAGGGCUCUCGCAAGACCUACGAGAGUAUAUGGAAAGAAUUCACUUUCGACGACGAAGACCAAGGAGAUAGCUCUGGAGGACUGGCGGACCAAGUGAGAGUGUAAAGUGUGCAAAAACAACAGCAACAGAGAGCAGCAGUAACGGGCACGUACGAGAAAAGCUCAAGAAGGACGUAUCUGAGUACAAUAUGGAGGUAGCAAAUGAACGUUGCUGUGAAGAGGCUCAGGCAGGACAAGGGCGCAAUGCACAUGACAGCUGAUAACGUUAGACAGCAGAUGGUGCAAAGGAUCAGCCAGAGCGGCGGCGGUGGUAUAA
Messenger RNA from Sycon ciliatum, 1824 nucleotides. RefSeq names its product protein OSCP1-like. Gene Ontology annotation, cellular component: plasma membrane; cytoplasm. NCBI's taxonomy places the organism in Eukaryota, Metazoa, Porifera, Calcarea, Leucosolenida, Sycettidae. The record is from RefSeq and is a predicted model, not a curated record. The transcript is spliced from 13 exons. The coding region runs from base 285 to 1613 and encodes 442 amino acids. Gene Ontology annotation, biological process: transport.